GCAAAAAAUCAAAAGAUUGAGAAAUCGAAACAGCAAAAAAGAAAGAAUUUCGAAUAUGCUAAGGAAAAAUGAAAAUCUGACAAAAACUGUAACAAUAAUUUCACACCGCCUUUUCUAUUAUUUCAGUAUUUAAUAAGCAUGGUCAAUAUAUUCAUAAUUCAACAAUUUUUAGAUAUUUCCACACUUUAUUGAGUAACCCUGAGAUAUUAAAAACCUACUAUGAAGACAAUGCAAUAUUACGUGAUCAAGAAAAAAGUAGCAUGUUACCUAACAUGGCUGCAGGUGUAGGCUCAAUUUUAUUCGCCAUAAACAUCGAUAAACCUGAGCUAAACAGCGGCAUCCAACCUAGGAUAGAAAAUUUCAAAUCUAAAGCAGAGCCCGUAAUAGAAGCCCCCAUAGUAGAAAACAAAGAGCGCCCCAAAAACAAAAAAAAGAAAAAAGUCGCCAGACAAUUCAUUUCCUUUGAUGAGGACGACACCAGCGUGCUUUCCACCAGUGUCCCCUCAACCUCAAACAGUAUUUCUUCCGACAGUAAUUCAAACGACAAUCAGUCUUCCAAAACCACAAACAAACAACUAAAAGAUAUCGUCGAAGAAAACAAACCACACAAACCAGAAAUGUCAAACGAAAACGAAAAAUCAACAAUAAAGCGAAAAUUGUCGAUCGAAACCAGCGGCUCCCGCGAAAAAUUCACCGGCGACGUGCCCGAAACGUUAACGCCGGUAAUCCACGCCGAAAUCGGGGAGCUGACACCCGUAUCGGUCGAAAUCAACAAAAAUUUUGAAUCUCCGGACGUGUCCGACGAUAUCCUCGAAAUCCCCACUGAUAUCAGCGAAGUUCUGACAGCGGUGGAAGCUCAAAACAAAGAAGAAUUAAAAAAGAAGCAGGAUAAAAUCGACGCGCUUUCGAAAGAAAACGAGAUCUUGAAGGAGCAAAUCAAGAAAUAUGUGGGGGCGAUUCAGAUGUUGCAAGACAACGAUGUCGACGAUUUGCAGAAAACGUUGGAGGAUUUGGAAAUCAGUGAGCAGCCGGAUUAUAAAGGAGAGGCGAAAUUGUUUGAACGAAAACUCGUCCAGGUUGCUGAAAUGCACGCCGAACUGAUGGACUUCAACGUGGCCCUUCAGCAGUCUUUGUGCCAAAAAGAUCUACUGUUAGAGCGGCUUAAGUCCGAACUCGAGGAGCUGCGCGGUCCGAUGCCUACAGACGAAAUCGUGACUGAAACCAGAGGGAACGUGAAUAUUUGGAUUCCGAGCGCGUUUCUGACAGGGAGCGGUUCCAAUGCCCACCACGUGUACCAGAUUUUCCUGCGGGCGGGGAACGACGAGUGGAAUAUAUACAGAAGAUAUGCUCAAUUCUAUGCCUUGCAUUCUGAUUUAAAAAAACUUGAUCCUACAGUUACCACUUUCGACUUUCCGCCGAAGAAGAGUAUAGGGAAGAAGGAUUCGGCGCUGGUUGAAGAUAGAAGGAAGCGAUUGCAGAUUUAUUUGAGAAGGGUUUUGGCUCACUGGCCCGAGUUGGCGCAUUGCAAUAGUAGAUUUUUGUUAGAACAGCAUCUGGCAUUCUUCAAGGACCAGAAGGAUGUCGAUCCGAAGAAUAAAAGUAUAUUUUCUCCAAGGAGGAAUAGAACUAGCAACGAUAACCAUUACGCAGGGCUUUAAAUAGUUUCAUUUUGUUAAUUAUAUUUUGAUGAAAUGAUUCGAAUCAUUUUAAUAGUUGCGUAUUUAUUUAAUCACUUAGACUUAGUGAGAUAUGUUGAUAUUUUGCGUUGUACUCGUCUUUUUUGAAAGUUUAUUCAAGGAUGAUGUUGGAGCUAACGUUUUAUUGUAAUGCGUAAGUACAAAGUUUGUAUUUGAGAUGUUUUAUAUUUUCCAAGUGAUGAAAUUAAUAAAAUUCAUUAUAGAAA
Messenger RNA from Zophobas morio, 1903 nucleotides. Its product is annotated as sorting nexin-29-like. Lineage: Eukaryota; Metazoa; Arthropoda; Insecta; Coleoptera; Tenebrionidae. Bases 261 to 1658 code for a protein of 465 amino acids. The transcript has 4 exons. Gene Ontology annotation, molecular function: phosphatidylinositol binding. The record is from RefSeq and is a predicted model, not a curated record.